Molecule: messenger RNA, 1190 nt
Organism: Glycine soja
Lineage: Eukaryota; Viridiplantae; Streptophyta; Magnoliopsida; Fabales; Fabaceae
Product: haloacid dehalogenase-like hydrolase domain-containing protein 3
Exons: 6
Coding region: 202-1017 (271 amino acids)
Source: RefSeq, a predicted model, not a curated record
CCAAGUUCCGGGGGCAUUUUCGGCUACAAAGUCAAAAUCACAUUUUCCUUUGGUUCCUACUUCCCUGUUUUGUAUUUUCUCAUUUACCACACACUCAGGACCCUUUCUCUAUUCUCUUCUGCAUCACCAUUCACCGCUGAGAGAACAUCACAACACAACAAACAAAGGAGCCUCUCGGUUUCCAAUGUGAAGAGAGCGAACAUGGCUCUAAUCGCUGCCAGGAUUCUCGGUUCCAAUUCGAGGCCCGCGGUCGCGCUCCACCGCUGGCAGUGGCCGGCGUACUCCUCCGCCUCCGCGGCGGUGGCGGAGCCGGAGACCACGGAGGUGAAGGACUACGCCGAUUACCGGCGCUCCCUGUACGGACAGAUCACGCACAAGGCGCUCCUCGUCGACGCCGUUGGCACGCUCGUCCUCCCUUCGCAGCCCAUGGCUCAGAUAUAUAGAAAGAUUGGGGAGAAGUAUGGAGUGGAGUAUUCGGAGGAUGAGAUACUGUUCAGAUACAGAAGAGCGUAUGGUCAGCCUUGGGGAAAAUCUCGUCUCAGAUAUGUUAAUGAUGGUAGGCCUUUUUGGCAAUACAUAGUUAGUUAUUCCACUGGCUGUUCAGAUCCUCAAUAUUUUGAAGAACUUUAUAACUAUUAUACAACGGACAAGGCAUGGCACCUCAAUGAUACUGGUGCAGAAGAAGUAUUCAGAGCUCUUAGAGAAUCAGGUGUGAAAUUAGCUGUUGUGUCAAACUUUGACACUAGAUUAAGACCUCUCUUGCGGGCAUUAAAUUGUGACAAUUGGUUUGAUGCAGUAGCAGUGUCAGCUGAGGUUGCAGCAGAGAAACCAAAUCCAACUAUAUUUCUCAAAGCAUGUGAAUUAUUGGAUGUAAAACCCGAGGAUGCUGUUCAUGUUGGGGAUGACCGCAGAAAUGAUAUAUGGGGUGCCAGGGAUGCUGGCUGUGAUGCUUGGCUUUGGGGAAGCGAUGUUCACUCCUUUAAGGAGGUAGCACAGAGGAUUGGGGUUCAGGUCUGAAAGAUGAUCUCUUUACAAUAAGUUUGAUGUUAUGUAUAGAGUCCUUUAGGCUUUAGCUGUAAGGCUGUACAUGUUCUGCUCCCUUUUACAAUGUAUGUAUAUAUGUAUGAAAAAGAUGUGAACCUAUAAAAACCAUUAAUAGGUGUAGGUAGGAGCUUUUGUUUUUCCAUUGA